Messenger RNA from Camelus dromedarius (Arabian camel), 1666 nucleotides. It is a transcript of the gene TYRP1, whose product is annotated as tyrosinase related protein 1. The coding region runs from base 49 to 1662 and encodes 537 amino acids. The transcript is spliced from 7 exons. Gene Ontology annotation, cellular component: melanosome. The record is from RefSeq and is a predicted model, not a curated record. Gene Ontology annotation, molecular function: oxidoreductase activity. NCBI's taxonomy places the organism in Eukaryota, Metazoa, Chordata, Mammalia, Artiodactyla, Camelidae. Gene Ontology annotation, biological process: melanosome organization; melanocyte differentiation.
AAAGGGCUGCCAACCAGAGCCUCAUCCUGCAUUCUGACUACAAGCAGAAUGGAAGCCUGGAAACUCCUCUCUCUGGGAUACACCUUCUUGACCCUGCUUUUUUUCCAGCAGGCCUGGGCUCAAUUCCCAAGAGACUGUGCCACCCCUGAGGCUCUGAGAAGUGGUGUGUGUUGCCCAGAUCUGUUCCCACUGUCCGGGCCUGGUACUGACCGCUGUGGUUCUUCAUCAGGAAGGGGCAGGUGUGAUGCCCUGACAGUUGACUCCCGACCCCACAGCGCCCAGUACCCACACGAUGGCCGAGAUGACCGAGAGAAGUGGCCCACACGGUUCUUCAACAGGACAUGCCACUGCAAUGGCAAUUUCUCAGGACACAACUGUGGAACUUGCCGUCCUGGAUGGAGAGGACCUGCCUGUGACCAGAGGGUUCUCACAGUCAGGAGAAACCUAUUGGACUUAAGCACUGAAGAAAAGAACCGUUUCAUCCGGGCCCUGGAUAUGGCAAAGCGCACAAAUCACCCUCAGUUUGUCAUCGCCACCAGGAGAUCAGAGGAAAUACUGGGGCCAGACGGCAACACGCCCCAAUUUGAGAACAUUUCCAUUUAUAACUACUUUGUGUGGACCCACUACUACUCCGUCAAAAAGACUUUCCUUGGGGCAGGGCAGGAGAGCUUUGGUGAAGUAGAUUUCUCUCACGAGGGACCAGCGUUUCUCACGUGGCACAGGUACCACCUGCUGCAGCUGGAGAGAGACAUACAGGAAAUGCUGCAGGAUCCUUCUUUCUCCCUUCCUUACUGGAAUUUUGCCACCGGGAAGAACGUCUGUGACAUUUGCACUGAUGACUUGAUGGGGUCAAGAAGCAACUUUGAUUUCACUCUGAUAAGCCCGAACUCUGUCUUUUCUCAAUGGCGAGUGGUCUGCGAAUCCUUGGAAGAUUACGACACCCUGGGAACCCUUUGUAACAGCACUGAGGGUGGGCCAAUUAGGAGAAAUCCAGCAGGAAACGUGGCAAGACCCAUGGUGCAACGCCUUCCUGAACCACAGGAUGUCACUCAGUGCUUGGAAGUUGGUUUAUUUGACACGCCUCCUUUUUAUUCCAAUUCCACAAACAGCUUCCGAAACACAGUGGAAGGUUACAGUGAUCCCUCAGGAAGGUACGAUCCUGCUGUUCGAAGCCUUCACAACUUGGCUCAUUUAUUCCUAAAUGGAACUGGAGGACAAACUCAUUUAUCUCCCAAUGAUCCUAUUUUUGUCCUCCUGCACACUUUCACUGAUGCCAUCUUUGAUGAGUGGCUGAGGAGAUACAACGCUGAUAUAUCCAUAUUUCCAUUAGAAAAUGCCCCUAUUGGACAUAAUAGACAAUACAAUAUGGUGCCAUUCUGGCCUCCAGUUACCAACAUGGAAAUGUUUGUUACUGCUCCGGACAACCUGGGAUAUACUUACGAGGUUCAAUGGUCAAGUCAGAGUUUUAGCAUUUCUGAGAUCGUCACCAUCGUGGUGGUUGCUUCGCUGUUACUGGUUGCAGUCAUUUUUGUGGGUGCUUCAUGUCUGAUUCGUGCCAGAAGCAACAUGGAUGGAGCACAUCAGCCUCUCCUCACAGAUCACUAUCAACGCUAUGCUGAAGAAUAUGAAAAGACCCAUAAUCCUAAUCAGUCUAUGGUCUAAUGAC